Molecule: messenger RNA, 234 nt
Organism: Schistosoma curassoni
Lineage: Eukaryota; Metazoa; Platyhelminthes; Trematoda; Strigeidida; Schistosomatidae
Source: the annotation of a GenBank genome assembly
AUGUCAGAAACUCCCGACACACUGAUUAGUCUUGAAGAGUUAGAAACUAUGUUUAAGGAUAGGUAUACGGACAAGGAUGUUAAUUAUCAAAACUACUUGUCGAAUGCCAAUGUACCACCCCCUGUCAUACCUCAUUGGGAUGAAAUAAAUCGGGAAAGAUUCAAUCAUCGGGAUCGGAGAAAUGAUAACUACAGAUUUCAGAGAAACAACUUCCGACGUAACAGUUUGGAUUAA